Molecule: messenger RNA, 1971 nt
Organism: Penicillium oxalicum
Lineage: Eukaryota; Fungi; Ascomycota; Eurotiomycetes; Eurotiales; Aspergillaceae
Exons: 1
Coding region: 1-1971 (656 amino acids)
Source: RefSeq, a predicted model, not a curated record
AUGAAGUCUGCCGAGUUGAUCUUACAACAAAUUCCGGAUUUCAAAUCAAGACUCGAAAAAAUGGAGAACGAUCGCGAAGAGCUCAAACAUGCGACAACGGAUGCUACACGAGAGAUUGAAACGAAGGUCCGGGAGCUGGACUCGCGUUUUGUGACCUUCCGACAGAGCCAUGAUGCGAAAAUUCAUCUAAUCGAGAGCGGUAUCCGUCAGGGCGAAGGCACAGACAACAAUAGCCAGAGCAACAAUCCUCAAAACAGUGAGACUCCUGGUUUCCUCAAGACAGCUGUCGAGAAGCUGGAACACAACCACAGAUUGCUAUUGAAUACCGUGAAUAAGCUGCUAGCGGACACGCCUCGGGUCCAAAAGUGCCUUGCAGUAUAUGAGGCACUAGUUGCUGCUGUGCGCUCUUUGGAGCUCCGAUACUCUAACAUCAACUCGGAACAUCUGGUCAAGAACAUGGCUUCUGCCAUGACGGAAAUGUAUCCAUCCAUGCCGCAAGCUCUAGAGCAGCUUAAUCAGCUCAAAGCUCAUUGUACUCAGGAGAUUGCAACGCUCAAAAGCAGUGAAAAGCAGCACUACGAUUGUUUGGACUCUAAGCUGGAUCGAAUCCACGCAGGUAUAGAGACCAAACUUGAACACCUACAAAAGAAUGUCAAAGAGCUUGGCGAUGGUCUCAAAGAGCAACUUGAGGAUACUUGGGACAUCAAGAAUAAAUUUCAGACUCACUCGGAUGCUUUUUCUGAACUGGCAGACUCGCUUCUCGAGGCGCAAGGGCAAAUGGAAAAAGUCAACGAGGCUUCCGCAGCCAUCGCGGUGGUCACCACACAGGUUCGAAACUUAGAGCAUCGAGUUGGGGGUGAGAAUAUCAUGAAGGAGACCUUGACCCAGUCGUCGACGGGAAAGGAAAUCCCCCAUGUCGGUAUCGAUGGUAGCAGCAGCAUAUAUGACGCACUCGACAAAUUAACGGCAAAUUAUCAAGAUCUCGAAUCCAGGAUCAAACAGCAAGGGGAGGCUGUCUCCGUUGAAAGCGCUAAGCUGACAGCCGAAUGUUCACGAAUUGCCAGCUCGUGGGAUCAAGUCAGGCUUGAAUUUGAAAAUGGCCAGGACUCUGAUCAGAUCACCGAGUUGUCUCAGAAAAUUCAGGCGCUUUUGUCUGACGUCCACUCUUUACAAAUUAGACUCGACAAUGAGGUGAAGUUAAUUAUUGGGCGCAUGGAUGGCAUGGCUUCCGCUGGUGAUUUGAGCCUUUUCAAGAGUGAGGCUCUGUCUCGCUUCGAGAAACUCGGAGCAGCAUUGUCUGCCAGCUGGAGCGAUCCGUUGUCCGCAAGAGAACACAGUGCCAAGGGCCCCCCACAGGAUCCCUCGGUCGUCUCAGGCAGCAUUGGUGAUGAUUACAGAAUACUUGGCAAUGCCGCGCGGGAGCCCAACCAAAGUUCCCUCAAGUGGUUGCGGGAGCGGCCUGCUUCUUCACAUUCAUCAAGCUCGAUGCCUGAAGUCUUUGGGAACAAUUCAGUUGCUGCCGUGGAUGAUAGUCCGAGAAGCCCAUUCAUACCCGGCUCUCCUUCCACAGAUGCGCCUAGUCUUCCGGCACCGAGACCCUUUAUCAUGGACUUGCCAAUAGCGUUCCGCAUUUCGGAAGAGGAUCGGACAGGGAUCAGACAGGAUCAUCGUAGCCCGCUCGUGGAUGGAUCUCGCUCUCCCAAAGCUCCCAACUCCCAGCUAGUACCGACCACGCGUACGAACGAUAGUGUGGCCGGAAAUUCCGAGUCUGGACCAUCAAGGAAACGUCCACGUCAGGGCACAUUCUCGGACGACGGAGGUGGAUCAUGGACAUCUACAUCCACUCGCACACCCAACGUUGCGAAAUCCAGCAAUGAGAAUGAAUCCUCUCUGUCGAAGAAAGCAAGAAAGAAACUGGAGAAGAGAGAGCGAAAGGAGCAGCGUAAAAGGCAAAAGGGGCCGAUGCAUUGA